This is a messenger RNA of Oncorhynchus gorbuscha (pink salmon), 1127 nucleotides long. RefSeq names its product UPF0472 protein C16orf72 homolog. NCBI's taxonomy places the organism in Eukaryota, Metazoa, Chordata, Actinopteri, Salmoniformes, Salmonidae. The transcript is spliced from 4 exons. The record is from RefSeq and is a predicted model, not a curated record. The coding region runs from base 61 to 912 and encodes 283 amino acids.
GGGUACCCACAUAUAAUAAACCGUAACGUAAUAAUAGACGCUUAAUUGUGAUUUUUUAUUAUGGAGGAGAAGAAGGAGAAGGAGGGCGAAGCGGAGAUCCAGGAGCACGGUCCCGAACAUUGGUUCUCCAAAUGGGAGCGGCAGUGUUUGGCCGAAGCGGAGCGACAGGAGCCGAGCGACGACGAGGCGGAGCAAAGUCGGCAGAAACUAUGGCAUCUUUUCCAAAAUUCAGCCACUGCGGUCGCACAGCUAUACAAAGACAGAGUUUGUCAACAGCAGGGUCUGUCUCUCUGGGUUCCCUUCCAGAACGCAGCUACUGCCGUCACCAACCUAUACAAAGAGUCACUAGAGUCCCACCAGCGGAGCUAUGAGUUGGGGGUCCAGCGGGCGUACCAGCGUCGUAAUAAAGACAUGCUGGCCUGGGUGAAGAAGAGGAGGAGAAACAUCAGGAGGGAGGACCUCAUCAGCUUUUUGUGUGGCAAGGCCCCGCCCCCACGCAACCCCCGUCGCGACGCACAGACACCCAAACACGGCCACGCCCUCUCUGUGAUGUCGCCCGGCAGGCCGCCGUCCACGGAGAGCGGGUCGUCUGUCGAGGCUGACCUGCAGCCCUUCAGAGAGGCCAUCGCACUGCACGGCCUGAGUGGGGCGAUGGCCAGUAUAUCCGUUCGUUCCGGUGCCCCUGGCUCUCCGACGCACCUAACACGCGACAGCCCCGCCACUCCGCAGCCGGGUCGUAACCGUAGGAACGGUCUCCACGACGUCGACCUGAACACCUUCAUCGCCGAGGAGAUGGCGCUCCAUUUGGAGAACGCCGCGGCCACUGCUGCAGCCAAUAGGAAGAGGGCGUCUGCCCAGUGCAGUGACGUCAUCACAGACUCGCCCACCCAUAAACGCAACCGGAUGCUCUGAGUGUCCCCGGAUAUCACGCACACACACACACAUCGACCACACACGCACACACACGCACAUCGACCACACACGCGCACACACACGCACACGCACACACAUCGACCACACACGCACGCACACGCUCAAGGCACGUUUCACACACACACAAAUUGCACACACUAGAUAUUUCUACUUUGCUAUAUCGCGGCCCGAGCUGAUUGAUGAUGACUCGCCCA